AGCGAUCGAGCGAGAGAGAGCGAGAGGGAGAUCGAGAGAGAUGAACAAGGAUCGAACGUAAACAGAGCAAUGGGGGAAUCCCCUUGUCCGCGAUGACGUCAUAUCUCUCCCGCCGUGCAACAAGUGUCUGUCUCUCGGUCGUUCAUUCAAUCCAGGACAGCAAAUAGCACAUCAUGGCUGUGGUCCGAGAUGCUGCGUCACUGUCUCCAAUGGCUGGAUGUGUGUUCCAGCCUGCGGAAGCUUUGUUAAAGGCAACACUGAAAUUAAAUGUGGAAGGAAAGAACAUAUUAAGUGAGUUAGAUGAAUAUGAAGCUAUAAGUCUUGUAUUCCUUGUGUUGGAUCAGGAUCAGCUUGCACGACGAGCUUUUAUCUUUUGUCAGAAAAUAAGCCAUGGCAGAUACAAGGAAUGCAUUGAAGAAAUAAUGAAUAGUGUUAGGAGUAGGAAAGGGCAGCUAGAUGCUAUUGUUUUAGCACUCUACAUCAUUGGACGCUAUGACCUGCUAGAAGACCAUCUUGGUUUCUGUGUUGACCACACCUUACACAAGGUAUUCAAAGAGCUGCAAUGCAUUGACAGUGAUCGCAAGUCACUCUAUUGUGUCUUUGCCGGCAUGGCCCAAGAAGAGGCUGACAGACUUGUGCACACCAGGCUACCAGGAUGGUUUUAUCCAGAAACAGGAAGACCUUUGGAGGAAACAUUUGUGAGGAACCUGAUUGGAGAAAAGUACCAGCAACUUAUUGAUGAACUUUUUAAUGCAUUAAGAGAAGAAAACAGGGAAACACUUGCUUCUUAUCUACUGCCAUACAUACGUAAGGUUAAAAAAUGUCUACCGCCACAGAUUGAUGAAAAUUUCUACCCACUUCCUACAGGCUACCCCCAUGGCCUGUGCAUUAUCAUAAAUGUUAAAAAUUUCAUGAAACCUAGAGGAGAUCAUGAUAAU
Molecule: messenger RNA, 938 nt
Organism: Penaeus monodon (black tiger shrimp)
Lineage: Eukaryota; Metazoa; Arthropoda; Malacostraca; Decapoda; Penaeidae
Product: caspase-8-like
Biological process (GO): proteolysis
Molecular function (GO): cysteine-type endopeptidase activity
Source: RefSeq, a predicted model, not a curated record